AGCAAGGCAGCGAUCUCCUGUCAGCAGUGUGCCCAGCAUCAGAGCAAUCCCCGUCCUGCAAGAAGACGUCCUUGAGCAUUUGAAACGGAUGUGAGAGAGUUUUUAGUCCUCAUGCAAAACAACCAACUAAACAUAACAGAUUACAUCAGCUCAGGCUUUUCAAUUCCUGGAUGGCAGCAGAGUGCUAAUCCAACCUUCAUCCUGGAUUUCAUAAACUGAAACAAGGGAGGCUGGCAGGAGCAGCACUGCCGGAUUGAGGAAGCUGACGACGGUGCAACAUGUGGGCAACACACUUUAUAAAGCUCAUAAACUUGUAGGCUGAUGUGUGCAGCUACCACUUUGGAUUCUGUACUGCUGUUUCCCUCAGCAAGAGGCACCAGCAGGCUGAGCACUAAAACCUGCUCUUUGGGACGGAGCAUUUACCCCUGCAAGACAUGAAGGGCUUCCUGUUUCUCACACUCCUCCUGAUGCCCGUGCAUGCUGGAACUGCUUGGAGUGCAAAAUAUGCAGUAGAUUGUCCUGAGCCCUGUGACAGUAACGCAUGCAAAAGUACCUUCCGCUGUAAGCGAACGGUGCUGGAUGACUGUGGCUGCUGCAGAGUCUGUGCAGCUGCUCUGGGGGAGACUUGCUAUCGUACAGUCUCGGGUAUGGAUGGUGUCAAGUGUGGCCCUGGGCUGAAGUGCCAGUUUUACACUGAGGAGGAUGACUUUGGUGAUGAAUUUGGUAUCUGCAAAGAGUGUCCCUAUGGUAGCUAUGGAAUGGAAUGCAGGAAAACAUGCAACUGUCCUUCUGGCAUCUGUGACAGAGUAACAGGGAAGUGUUUGAAGUUCCCAUUUUUUCAACUGUCUGCUUCAAAGCCUCCCAAUCGACGAAAAAUAAUUUCACACGCAGACAAUGACAUGGCAUCAGGGGAUGGAAAUUCUGUAAAAGAGGAAUUUGUUAAAGAGAAAGCUAUUCGCCCUCCGAUAAUGAAAUGGCUAAAUCCUCGCUGAUACUUGCUUACACUUGUAAGACUUUCAAGUGAAUGCAUUUCUCACAGAUUAAUGAAUAUGCAACAACACACUUUAAGAACAAAGUAGAUCUAUAGCAUAUGAAAAUGUAAUCUCUGAAGGUCAAUUGUGAUCUGUUUUUAAUGAGAAAAAUGUUUACUUUAAAAUAGACUGUACAGUGUAUAUGAUUUUUGAUAUUUGUUUUGAUAAGUAUUUGAACAGAAACAUAUUGUGGAUUCUUGAAUGUAUAGUAAAACUGAAAACCCAACAUGAUCAUUUAAAUAAUGCCAGAGGCCAACUCCUACAGCCUGAGGCUGGGAAAGCUCUCACUGAAAUCAGGGGACAGUUUGGGUGAGUGAUACUAUUGACAUGGAGCCAAUAUGAAAGAAACAAAUCCCAGGACAGAAAGCAACAUCUCUGAAUCUCAAUAAUAAUAACAUGGGAGAACAACAGUGUGAUUAAAUUAACCAACAUUAGUUGCUAGUAAUUUUCUGGGUUUUGGAAGCUUGGUGACAAUUACUUGGAGAUAAAUAUGCCUUUCUUCAGUGAGAAUAGACCCAGCACUUCAGUUUAUACAUUAUGAAUAACUUAGGCAAAACACUGCAGACAUAUAUUGUAUUUAGGUGGAUUUCUGAAGCUAAAUUUUGUACAGAGAAACAGCAGAUUGGUAAAUUCUACUGAUUUGUAAAAGGGGAUCUGAAACAAAAGAAGCUGCUUACCAUUAUUUAAAUAUAUAUGUUUCUAUAAACCAACUAACUGGUGCCAUUAAGAUGACAUCUGCAUUUUUUGGAGAAGAGUGGGUCCAAUGCAAGAGGUCAGCAAAUGGACCUUUAUACUUUCCACCUUGAUUGUCAGCUACAGCCCAGAUCUGAUUCACAAGGAGUUGAUUUGAUCCAGUGUAGGGAAGACUUAGACCCUCAACAAGUAGUAGUUCAGCCAAGACUACAGUAUUUUGGUAUCCAGUACUUCGUGUCUCAAUUGCAUGAGCAAGCUGUCCUGUUUCAGCCAGGAGAAUAACUUAUAUGUGUUAGUGUGUUGCAGAAUUGGCAGUCCCUCAUUCAGUUCAAACAGGAUGGAUGAUAUAUGUGUAAGUCGAAAAUCACCACUGAGGUGGAUUUGCUAAUAUGUCUGGAAACAACCAGGUACUCAGAUAAUAGAAAUUGGUGUAGCUGUGUCAAUGAACCUGGAUUGUGUGAGUUUAGAAAUUGCUUUGAAACGCAGAGCACUCCCACUGGAAAUCUGGCUUGAAUUGAAUAAUUCCUUUGAAAUUGGUGUGAGCUUUGACAAUGACUUCAGUAAAUCAAGGAACACAUAGUUCAGCAGUCAAAAUUUAGUUCAGGAUCUGAAAACAUACUUUUAAACUAGGAACAACAGAAACUUUUGAAGAGUUGAUCCAAGGCCAACAGCUGUGGAAGCAGGAUGCUUUCACCAGGGAAAGCAGAGAUGAGUCUUGCUGCUCUACAACAAGAGGAUGAUGACAACAACAGACAUCCAGACAUCAGUACAGCAGUGCAGGCUCUCCUGCCAUGAUAAUUGGAGACAUGUGAAUGUAAAUUUCAAAAUACCACAUAUACCACAUUUCAACUUGUGUUGAAUGUUAGGGUCUGAGAGGGAGCAAUUUUAUCUUGGGCUAUUUACAAGCAAGUGUAUUGAUUCUCAUUUACUGAUAUCAAAAGUAAUUUUUUUUUUGAUUUCAGUGAGAGCAGGAUCAAAUCCACAGUCCUUGAGCAGAUGAUGACAAUUAUUUAAAGAACAUAGUAAAUAUUGCAUACAUUAUUAAUAUUUUGCAAGUGUCAUAAAUGACAUUAUGAGUUCUUGAAUGUAAAUCUAAUAAGCUGGUUGGUUUUAAAAAACGUAAGAUUAUUAUUGUUCAAUUAAA
This is a messenger RNA of Corapipo altera (White-ruffed manakin), 2868 nucleotides long. RefSeq names its product endothelial cell specific molecule 1 (gene ESM1). Lineage: Eukaryota; Metazoa; Chordata; Aves; Passeriformes; Pipridae. The transcript has 4 exons. The coding region runs from base 435 to 992 and encodes 185 amino acids. The record is from RefSeq and is a predicted model, not a curated record. Gene Ontology annotation, cellular component: extracellular region.